AUCACUUAACCUCAAUUGUCUCACCAAAAACAAAACAAAACAAAACAAAACAAAUAUACACAGCCAAUGGUGUAGAGCCUGGUUUCUUAAAGGGAAAAGACCCCUUAAGUGCAGGAAAGCUAAAAUCGCACAGUUGGGAGUGGAAAAGAUGGGUUUUUGAGCUCAGGCCUCAAGUCUCAAGAAUCCAGUAUGUGUUCCACUCAGCCAUGCUGCUCUUCAAACUAGCCAGAGCUUUCUGACUUGCUUCUCUUUUCACUAGAAUGUCCAAUGUUUUCAUUGAUUUGACUUUCAAGGGGGCUUGAAUUGCCAGGAGCACUCACUCAGCUUGACAGGCAUGUCUCUUCUUAGUAAAAUAAAACUGUCAGCAUUCUAGCCUCCAAGUCAGUCUCUUGUGAAUGUGGGACAGGGCAGGGCAGGGCAGUGAGGAUCCUCUGCCAGAUGAUCUGAGUUUGAACUCACCUCUGAUACUUACUACCUUCUUGACCUUGAACAAUUCACUUCUGUUUCCUCCUCCAUAAAAUGAGAAGAUUGAGCUCGUGACCUCUGAACUCCCUCCCAGCUCUAGCUCUAGAAUCUUAAGAUGGUCCCACCCAGCCUCAUCCAAGACAAACCGAUGAAAACUGUUGUUUUGAGUUUGCUGACCCAAGGUAGUAGUAGUAGGACAAGCCCAGAGCCCAAGUUAAAGCAAAUUCUUUGAGCUGCAUUGUUAUAGAUCUUUUUGUGGGAGGGGAUGUUCUCUCCCCCUGAAGAUGUCAUGGCAGGCCCGGCCUCUUUCUUUUAAAAAAUAUUUAAAAAAUAAAUUUCUGCAAGUAUUUACCUUUCUUGAAAUGAACCCUAGGAAAUCUAUCCAUAAAAGAAAUCGAAGUGUCCCCUAGAUACCUUAUACUGCGUCAACCUGACAAGACAAUGAAAAUUUAUUUCCUCAAGGGUGGAAAAAAAACAACCCAUCGGGGAAAACCCCUGCAGUUCUUGUAAAGAUGGCUGGUUAUUCCACCUGAGCUGAUAAAGUGUUGUUCCAAGGAGGAGCACUGAUUCACUCAUUCACGUGAUUCAUAUAUGAUUCACUCAUUGCAUUCCUAAAAGACUGUUGGGAAGACUUGCAUUUUUAAACCCAGAUCCCCAACCCAGAAGCAGCCAGUCACUAUUCUGGCCAGGCACUAGAUCCUGAAGUCCCUUCACAGAAACCAAGUGGCCUCCCUUGCUCCUCUGCCUAGAGAGAAACUGCAGACCAUCCAUAUCCAAUGGGGAACUGGGUGGUUAACCACUGGUUCUCAGCUGUGGUUCUGGUUGUUUGGCUGGGGCUAAACGUUUUCCUGUUUGUGCACGCUUUCCUGACGUUUGAGAAGUCCGACAAAUACUACUACACCAGAGAACUCAUUGGGUCUUCACUAGCGUGGGCCCGGGCCUCUGCUCGCUGCCUGAACUUUAACAGUCUCUUGAUACUGCUUCCUGUGUGCCGGAAUCUGCUCUCGUUCCUAAGGGGCAGCUGCUCGGUCUGCAGGCGCACAUUGAGGAAGCAAUUGGAUCACAACCUCACCUUCCAUAAGCUGGUAGCCUACAUGAUCUGCCUGCACACAGUCAUCCACAUUGUUGCUCACCUGUUCAAUUUUGAACGGUAUAGAAGGAGCUGCAAGGCUGAUGACGACUCUCUGGCCUUCACCCUCUCUACUCUGUACCCCCAUGAGAAGGGAAGCCCGUGGCUAAAUCCCUUCCCCUCCUCCGACAUGACAGCAGAGCACUUGACCUUCACCAGCAUCGCUGGCCUCACUGGAGUGAUCAUCACCUUAGCUCUGAUCCUCAUGGUGACCUCAGCCACAGAGUUUAUCCGCUGGUGCUACUUUGAGGUCUUCUGGUAUGCUCACCACCUCUUUGUCAUCUACUUCAUUGGCCUCGUCAUUCAUGGAAUUGGGGGGAUUGUCCGAGGUCAGACAGAAGACAGCAUGAAAGAACACCCCCACAGCAAGUGUGCAGAGGAGUAUAAGGACUGGGGGGAGCACUGUCGACGUCCCCGGUUUGAAGGACUGCCUGCUGACUCCUGGAAAUGGGUUCUAGCCCCAGUCAUCCUAUACAUCUUUGAACGGCUCAUCCGGUUUUACCGCUCACGGCAGAAGGUGGUGAUUACUAAGGCCAUCCUGCACCCUUCCAGAGUACUGGAGCUUCAGAUGAACAAGAGUGAUUUCCGCAUGGAAGUGGGACAGUAUAUCUUUGUCAAUUGCCCCUCAGUGUCUUUCUGGGAGUGGCACCCUUUCACCUUGACCUCAGCACCCGAGGAACCUUUUUUCUCUAUCCAUAUUCGGGCAGCAGGGGACUGGACAGAGAGUCUUAUAAGGGCAUGUGAACAACAGAAUUCCCCAAUGCCCAGGCUGGAAGUAGAUGGUCCCUUCGGCACAGCCAGUGAGGAUGUUUUUCAGUAUGAAGUGGCUAUGUUGGUGGGAGCAGGAAUUGGGGUCACGCCCUUUGCCUCCAUCCUGAAAUCCAUUUGGUACAAGUUUCGACAUGCAGACCACACCCUCAAGACCAAAACGAUUUAUUUCUACUGGAUCUGCAGGGAAACGGGUGCCUUUGCCUGGUUCAAUGACCUGCUGGCUUCCCUGGAACGAGAGAUGGAAGAGUGUGGAAAAGUGGGUUUCUUAAACUAUAGGCUCUUCCUCACCGGGUGGGACAGCAACAUCGCUGGUCAUGCGGCAUUGCACUUUGACAAAUCCACUGAUGUCGUGACGGGUUUGAAACAGAAAACCUCCUUUGGGAGACCUAAGUGGGACAAUGAGUUUUCUGCUCUAGCUGCUGCCCAUCCCAGGUCAGUGGUAGGGGUUUUCCUGUGUGGCCCCCAGACCCUGGCAAAGAGCCUACGAAGGUGUUGUAACCACUACUCCAGCUUGGAUCCCAGGAAGGUCCGGUUCUAUUUCAACAAGGAAAACUUCUAAGUGGAGGAGACAAAAGAAGAGCGGCUGGUCAUGAACUCCUGGCUUCUUUUUGUGCCCCCACAUGGCGAUGUUAUGCCUGGGCAAAUGACGGUGCUCUUCCACCGGGUUCUAAUGGUCUGGUCUUUACAUUCGACCCACACCUCCUCAAUAUGGGGACAGCAGGCUCCUGGGCCUUCCGCCAUGCCUCUGCUUCUACCUCCGACUAUGGGGGAGAUGCCCUCCGUCAUUUCCUCUCCACCUGCAUCCCCCUGUGCCGGAUGGCCUCCUAGUCACUCUUGAAAGCCUGGCUCUCAUGGAACUUCUCAGAAAGCCCGUCCAGGUCGAUGACAACGAGCUCUCUGUUGGACCUCACCUGGCAUUUGGUUUUGUACUUUUAUGCGCUAGGCCAACAUUACUUUGUAUUUUAACACUCUGUGGCACAGCCCUCUGCUUGUCUGGGAGCUCCAUGUGACAUCUCUAAUUGGACGAUCCAUAGGCAUCUUAAACUCAACAGAUCCAAAAUGGAACUCCUGAUCUUCUCCCCUAAACCUGCCCCUCUUUCCAACUUCCCUAUUGCCAUCCUCCCAGUCAUCCAUGAUUCCAACCUCAGUGUCCUCCUCACAUUCCUCACUCUCCCCCCACACGUAUCCAAUCUUGUUGUUUCUUUCUUCACCUCUCACACGAGUUCCCUGCUCUGCACGUGACCCACCAUGGUCAGGCCCUCAAAACCUCUCACUUAGACUAUAGCAAAAGCUUUCCGAUUGGUGUCCUUGCUUCGAGUCUAUCUCCACUCCAACCCGUCUUCCAUUCAGCUACCAAAGUGAUUUUCCCCAAGCACAGGUCUGGCCAUGGCAUUUUCUAUCCCCCACCCCAAAAAACUCCAGUGACUCCUCCAUUUGGUGAAUUUGACCCCUUCCUGCCAGCUUGGAUUCCUCUCCAGAGACUCCACCAUCCAGCAAGCCUGGCCAGCCUUGUGGCUGUUGCUCGCCUGGACUACUCUCACCUUCGUCACCACCACCUCCUAGCUUGCUGAAUUCCUCCAAGGUUUAGCUCAAAUCCCACUUUCUGCAGAAGUCCCCCCCCCCAAGCUAGUGCCUUCCCUCGGAAGAUUCCCUUCCAUCUACUCUGUAUGAAGAGGGGGGGUUUGGGGUGCUGCUA
Molecule: messenger RNA, 4061 nt
Organism: Vombatus ursinus (common wombat)
Lineage: Eukaryota; Metazoa; Chordata; Mammalia; Diprotodontia; Vombatidae
Gene: NOX1
Product: NADPH oxidase 1
Exons: 13
Coding region: 1242-2924 (560 amino acids)
Biological process (GO): defense response; superoxide anion generation
Cellular component (GO): plasma membrane; NADPH oxidase complex
Molecular function (GO): superoxide-generating NAD(P)H oxidase activity
Source: RefSeq, a predicted model, not a curated record